UUCUGACUUCUGUGGGGGUGGGGUUUAACCACUGGGGCGUUGGCCCCGCCCCCCAGACGGUCAAGGUUGUUCUGGUUCUUCACGGGAUCCGGACCGAACCGGAUUCUGUGGUGAAGCGGAUCGUUUGGACGAACUUGGCGCGGAUGUCGAUGUCCAGGUUGAUGGCUGCCAGGAGACAAAGGACAAGUCACCUCUCCGUAGACACCUGCAGCAGCAGGGGGCAGCAAUGGUACCAAGGCAGCAAUGAUGAGGUUGCUGAUGUCAGCAGACUUCCUGAUUCCGUGGCAAGUGACAGAGUGAACAACGACUUCAUCAAGCACAUAAUGGAGAAGAAACAAAAAAAUCACCAGGAUGUUUUGGAGCAACUGGACUCAGAAUUAAAGGGACUUUCUGAGCACUGUGAGACUCGGGUCAGGAGGGCGAGCGCGGUCCUGCAGGCUUCUCUGCUGGAGGUGGACCUCAGGCUGGACACACUGACUGAAACAGUGGCUCACCUGGACAUUGGACAUCAGCAGGAGACACUGGCUGUGUGGGAGGAGGUGGAGAAGUUGGCGAUACUGAAAAAAAACAGAAUCUUAGAGCUGAAAGAGGAAUUGAGUGGAUGUGAAACAGAGAGAAGUGUGAAGGUCAGAGGGCUCCUCCAGAAAUACUGCCACCUGCUGGAGAAGAUUGGCUUCAUGUCCCUGUCUGACAUCCACAAACUGAUCCACGCUGAGGCCAUGGCCAUCAACCAGUCUCUGCUCACUAACCGUCGCUGUGUGGCCCUUUUGCUGCUCCACCUUCUGGAGGAGAACCUGAUGAAAGACUCACUUCUAUGUCUACAGUGGGACAUGAACCGCUGGAAGAGGACCAGAGCUGACCCAGUGGAGACAGGAACAACUACAAGACAACAGGCAGCAUGUGACCUCUGACCUCUAAAAACCAACAGGCAGCAUGUGGACGACCCACCAGUGGUCACAUUUAACACUGGCAUCAUCUAAAGUCAUUAAAAAUAAUCCAUCUUUGGCUUUGACUCGUUUGUUGCUAUGUUGUACGUUUGUGAGUUUCGUUGACCCGGCUCACAAAAAUCAGGCUGAUCCAGACUACGGCCCCAGGGAAGGUUAGUGGCGUACGUUAGCAUGUUAUCUGUUUUAGUCCCAGUUCCUGCCAGAGGAACAAACAGGAAGUUACUCAUUUGGACACAUAAAGACUGGCCAGUGAGGGACUGUGAACAGGU
Messenger RNA from Thalassophryne amazonica, 1216 nucleotides. RefSeq names its product coiled-coil domain containing 180 (gene ccdc180). The record is from RefSeq and is a predicted model, not a curated record. NCBI's taxonomy places the organism in Eukaryota, Metazoa, Chordata, Actinopteri, Batrachoidiformes, Batrachoididae. The coding region runs from base 144 to 911 and encodes 255 amino acids. The transcript has 9 exons.